AUGGAUCUCUCCCAGUCGUCGCCCGGCGGCUUUCUCCCCCGUCGUUCCUAUCCAGCUCUGAAUCAUAUUUCCCUGGCUCCAUUGGCGCCUCGAUUCCCCGUUGACGAUGACGAAGAGGAGAACAACAAUGAAUCGACAGAUUAUUUUACCGCACGGAAUAACAAUGAAGACAAUCAGCCCUCCUACAUCGCCCACGAGGUCACAGCCAGGACCUCGUAUCUCUCCAGCUUCUCCGUCCCAGGGACUCCAGGGGUGUUGUCCCAGUCCCGGAGCGGGUCGCGUGUGCGUCACCACCAGCGCAGCAAGAGCUCCAGUCAUAUGAAUCUGAGCGACACGAAUCUGCACGGUCAAGGGGCGGCGGAGGUGCGACCCUUCCAUCAUGGUGGGGACCGAGACCAGCGAGCGGCGAAACAGCUCUCCGGGUCCUCUCGUCGUCGGCCACCCCAGUUGAGUAGUGGUGGUGGUAGUCGCCUGGAUACGGAAUGGAUGCUCCGUGCCGGGAUUGCACUGGCUUCAUCUACUCGGGAGGAAAAAGGCCAGAGCUGGCUGGCGAAACGGGAGAGCUCAACGAGUCUCGUCUCGGAAGGGGACUACGAUGUGGAAGGUCUAGAGCAGCAUGGCAGAGUGGGUAAAAGAAAGACGAAAUCUGGACGGUCGACCCCGGCUAUGCAUUCCAGACGGGGAUCGCGAAACGUUAGUCGCAGGAAUAGUCGUAUGGAUCUUGCUAUGACUAGUCUCGACACAACAACAACUGCUGCUGCUGCUGCUGCUGUGAAGCAGGGGGGCUGCAAUAAUAACGCCCACGGUACUCACAGUGCAGGAGCUAGUCCCGCGGAGGAUGUGCGGCAAUUUGUGCCGGACUUCGUAGACGAGCAUGUCCGAGCCGAAAUGGCAAUACUUCAGCAGGAUGAGGAGGGCUAUUAUUCGUCCAGUUCCGACGAGUUCUUGGAUUCCGAGGAUGAUAUGGAUGAUAUGGAUGAGCAAGAGCUGCAGCGUCUGACGCGGGAGAGAGGGUUCGGAUUGGGAAGUUGGAUCGACCGUAUGGUGGAAUGGACGUUAUUUGGGGUCGAGGAUUGGCCUCUGUUUUGGUCCAAUGAUCCAGUCGAGCGCCCGUCAAAGCAUGUUGAAAUCGCGGCCGAAAAAGCACUGACUAUCGAAGAGCGUGAAGAUAGUGCUUCUAGCCCUGGGGUAGCCGACAACGAUGAUGAUGCGUCCGUGGUAAGCGAGUGGGAAGUCAGCUCUGUGACCGAGAAACCAGGAGAACAUGGAGGCUGGGAAGAUGCAGGCUGGUUAUUCCGGACGAUGAAGCGCGUUUUAAUCUGA
This is a messenger RNA of Aspergillus tanneri, 1323 nucleotides long. Its product is annotated as DUF3984 domain-containing protein. Lineage: Eukaryota; Fungi; Ascomycota; Eurotiomycetes; Eurotiales; Aspergillaceae. The record is from RefSeq and is a predicted model, not a curated record. The transcript is spliced from 2 exons. Bases 1 to 1323 code for a protein of 440 amino acids.